AUGUUGGACGAUGAAGUCGAUGAUGAUACGAUGAUUGGUGAAUGUGAUGGUGAGGAGGGCACUCCAUUGCCAGACUUAAUGCUCUUUGCCAUGGUCAUAGGAACAGAUUUGUUGCUUGUUGUGACUCCACUUAAUGUUGUUGUUGUUGGAGAACCUGUACUCGUCGUCGUCGUCGUUGUUGAUGGGAUCUUUGAAGAGGAUGAGUUGAGUGGCGGGGAAGAGGACAUUGACGAGAUUGACGCUGUCGAUAGAUUGAGGUUUGAUCGACCAUUCUGA
Molecule: messenger RNA, 276 nt
Organism: Acytostelium subglobosum LB1
Lineage: Eukaryota; Evosea; Eumycetozoa; Acytosteliales; Acytosteliaceae
Exons: 1
Coding region: 1-276 (91 amino acids)
Source: RefSeq, a predicted model, not a curated record